Molecule: messenger RNA, 3934 nt
Organism: Carcharodon carcharias (great white shark)
Lineage: Eukaryota; Metazoa; Chordata; Chondrichthyes; Lamniformes; Lamnidae
Exons: 16
Coding region: 256-3579 (1107 amino acids)
Biological process (GO): regulation of apoptotic process
Source: RefSeq, a predicted model, not a curated record
UUCCCUCCGCCCCUUCCUCCCUCCCCCCUCAUUUUUAUUGCUUGGUUGUUCCAGCUGAAAUAAACACUGGAGAAUAACCUACUUUUCAUUGCUGGCGGCACUGUGGGGAAUACACGGUGAGGAUACAGCUCAAUGGCUCAGGGCAGGGGGUUAUGGUAACACGGGAAGGGAGCGGGCUCUCACUCUCGGGACGGCCCAGUGACGCGCUGGGGGCAGCCUAUCAGAUUCAGUGGGCGGCGCCGCUUUGACCAGGCGAUGUCGGAGCCGGGACUGUGGCAGAGACUGAGGCUGAGGCUGAGGCGAUGGCGCGCUCGAGGUCGAGCUCGAGCUCGAGCUCGAAGUCAGAGCCACAGCUGCAGCCUGAGCGGGAUCCGAACACGGGACCUGACUCACUUGCCCGUCAGGACCAACGUGCGGGGUCCGGGCGAACUGGAGCCGUUAUCUGGCUCGAAAGCAGCCAAGUCCCCGCUGCCGAGGAACCUGGGUUUCGACUGCGAUGUCUGUAGCUGCCGCGAGGUGAAACCACUUCCGGGAAUAAGUUGGUUGACUUUCAGCGAUAAUGAAGAACGUGGAGCUGUUGCCUCUCUGUUUAUGGAUAGUUCCUUUCUUGAACAGUGGACACAGCCACAUAAUGCAGUGAAACAGAAUCUGUCUGCCUGCUUUAACUCAGUCGACAUUGAAGCCCUUGUCCUGGAGCUGCAGCCAGGGAUAUUAUUAUUUCCCACAAUCUGUACCGAAGCCCAAUGUCAGCAGAACAAGAGCUGGUUGCAUGAGCUGGAUGAUUACUGCAAAAAUCUGGUCUGUUCGGCAGAGAGAAACAUGGAAGCCUUGGUCAAUGUGGCGAAAGCAGUGAUUAGAACCAGCUAUUAUUGGGACAUCUCUAAUCUGAGGAGUUCCCCUAGGUUGUCUUCAACUCGCUCAAAUGUUUGGAAUCUUUACACCUCAUUACUGAAGCUGGCGCCAGAGCAAGGGAAAGUGUUACAAGAAUCGGUGGCGGCUGCUGAAGAACUGGAUGUGACUAAAGUGGAUUUGGAGGUUCUGGCUAGAUUACUCAGUAUUUAUCCACCCUGGGAACCUCACGCUGUGCAGCACUUAACAACACCAUCUGAGUUCUUUUACACAAACGUUAUCGGGAUUGCACAAAGCACAAGCAUUUGCUAUCAAAGAGAGUUUCUGCAUGCUGUUCUUUUAUCGACGAAAACUAAAAAGGAUCAGAUGGAAACCUUUUACACUUUCAGAGGAGAUGAGAUCUUAUUACCGACGUCCAUUGAUUCCAUGUGGGUGAAGACGGUAAAGUCAAUGAGGUUCCUGUUACUGAAGCAUGUAUUUGAGCAGGAAAAGCAAUUGCAUAGAGUGAUGUGGUUUAGUCCAACUGAGAUAAAACAAUUUCUGAAAGAACUAGCAGCCUAUGGAUAUCCACAUAUCACACGAGAGCUGGAAAAGUGCAUGAACAGCAGGAAUAUCAUUCGAUUCAAGGAUGGGAAGCCACUUAAGAAGAAAAUGUGUAAAGAACUAGUUGGAGGACCUUAUGUUAAUAUUGCUGACACCUCCGCUGAAAGCUGUCCACCCAAAAUACAAUUACACACCAAGCACUGGUUACCUUCCAGUGAUUGUGAAUAUCAAAACGAUUUAUUCUUUACAUUCAACUUUGGAAAUCUGUCCUCUUCUGACCCCUGGCUGUUCCGAAUGGCAGGGGCAUUGGCCUCGGAAUGGAAGGCAGUAGCCAGAGAUUUUGGUUUCAGUGGUGCAGACAUUAAGAAAAUAGCCUUGGAUCCUUGGUACAACCACCAGCAUCGAAUGUUCCACUUCCUGAAGAGUCUAAUGGGAGAGCAAAGUGUGAAAUUCACAGAGCUGUGCUUCCUGCUGUUGUGUAAAGGCAAAGAAUAUAAAUGUUACAGGUACCUCCAGGAUAUUAUCGGUACAGCCCUACCUGAUGUCAAUUGUUCACCUGUUUUAAGUUCCCAGUAUAUUGAACAAUUACACGUGGGUAAAACAGAAUCACUUGCAGCUUUUUAUAAAAAAGGACAACCCUGUCCCAUAAUAAAAGAAACUAGUGGGAAGGAGUUUGAGAAUUUUCUUCAUGUGUUCUCGCUGCUUGGACCAGUGUAUGAUGUGCACACACCUGUCAAGGGAACAGAAGUGCUCUUGUACCUCCCUAGCGAUGCAUCUGCUGAGGAAUCUUUAAGUGCAUCAUUCCUGGGUGAGAUUCUCCAUGCUCUCUCUGCAGUGAUGUCCCUGAACUCCUUUGCUGCACAACUGUGUAACUUCCUUUCAGAACCAAAAAAAAAGAUGUUGUACAAGUUUCUGACAAGGGAGGAAUACGAUUCUUUUGAAGAUCUGAUGUUUACUGACACUACACAUGAAGCCAUGAUAUUCAGAUGGGUCAAAAGAAGCAGCAGCAUUGUCAGAACCUGGCCACGGAUGUACCGGCACUUGCUAGAGCUCUCCCCAGUUAGAGUCGGACAUAUUAAGGAUGAAAAUCUGGAACUUCUUGUGCCACUUGCUGCAACUGAAACUCAUGCUGUAGUGUUAGUGAAUUCCUGCUCACCCUUUGUGACUCUGGAGAAGCUGCUUCGAAAUGUGACAUCUCAUAAAGCCUAUUUUCUACUCUACAAGCCAGUAGGCCGUUCCUAUGUUGAUUUCAGACUAACACUCAAGGUGAUAUUGGUUCCCAGGCGUCGAUCAUUGCUACAGGAAUUGGACAAAAUACUGAAGGACCACAAACGAAUGCUUAAAAAGCAGGUUGGUGUUCAUCGAACUUCCUGGUACAAAUUACAGAUCAACGAAGUGAAGGCUGUUGGAACCUCACUUUCCAUCUCUCCAGAGGAAGCUGAACAAUUCCAAUUUGUAGACAAUGCUGAAGAAAUACUGACAUGCUAUGAGAUAAAAUUCAACAUGGGGAAGUGGGAAACAUGGCCUCUUGUGCUGGAGUUGGUGGAAGAUGAGAAAAACAUUAAGAUACAGGAGAGACUUUGGAAGGGAAUGUUAAAUGCUGAAAAUGGAGAUUACUUGUACAUAAGAGUGAAUGCAAUGAAACGCUGUGUCACAAGAAUUCACAAUGAGUUCACCUACAGAGAGCUUCGUGAAGCUGUGGAAAAGAUGUUUCCUAAUGGAAACUUUAUCCUCACACACAAACAACAUGAUUCACCACUUUUAAUUGAUGGAGACUUGAGUUUACAAAGCAUCCUCCAGGAAGAAGGAAGUAUCACUCUAGAAGCUAACUAUACUGGAGGCUUGACUUCACAAAACAUUCUUCUGAAAGAAGGAAGUUUCACUCAGGAAGCUAAUGUAUCUCUACCACUUUGGUCGCAACAUUUCAUUGAGAAACAUGAAGCAGAGCUGAUUGAGAGACUGACAGAAAUUGACUCAAUCUUAAACGGCUUGAAAACAAAAUGUGCCAUCAAUCAGUACGAUGUGUCCAAAGUGCGGGCACCCAGCACAAUUGAGGAUCAAGUAAGGGAGUUAAUGACUUGUGUGAUCAAGAAAGGGAAUAACACAAUGGAUUAUUGUCAUGACCUUCUUCGGAAGUACCACAGGCAUUUAGUGUCAGAGCUGGAGAAAAGAGAAGCAGCAGAAUAAAGCUGUGCAGCUAAGAACAUACCAAGACCACGGUUAACAUCUCUAAUGCUCCUGUUCUAAAGAUGCUGCCUGUUGCUGGGGGACAGGUCCCUGGAGACAAGAAUCUCUGGCAUCUUUCUCAAGUCAUUUUUAGUGUUUGGUAAAGGUACCCAAACUUGCUUAUUGUUUAUUAACUUAGUAACUAAAUGCAAAGCAGCUUCUCAUAUCUCUGUUUACUUGGGCUCACAAACUAAGAAAAUGACUUGCAUUUAUAUUCUUUGGGUAACUCGAUACCCGAACUACAUCUGUGUUGAUUAGAAAGAAAGACUUGCAUGUGUAUAGCAUGUUACAGCCAAUGAAGUAUUUUUGGAAUGUA